CUCAAGUCCAGUUUGGAUCUGACGCUAAACGAACAAACAUUUAAAACCGGUUGCGAGUUUUUUGUUUUUAUUUUUGGUUAUUGUGUGUAUAAAUAAAUAUAAUAAAAAUAAAUAAAAUUUUUAAAUAAUAAUUGUGUUAAUUAAUUUAAAUAUUCUAACACGAUUAAUUAUUGUUUAAAAAUCGAAAAGUCAUGAAGCCAAUAUUAAGCUUAGCUUUAAUAUUUUUACAAAUUUUAAUAUUUGUUAAUGCCAGCGGUUUCUACUCUAUUGUGGCUCCUGGCACCAUACAGUCUCACCAUGAUUAUUCGGUCAGUGUCACUCUACAUGAAAACUCAGAACCGGCUACAAUAAAAGUGGGCAUAACGGGACCAUCAUACAAUGAAGCAAAAACCAUCGAUGUCUCUCCCUCCCAAACAGAGGUGGUAAAUUUCGAAAUACCCAAGUUAAAAUCGGGCAAAUAUCAGUUAGAAUCAGAGGGCAUUAAAGGUUUAAUAUUCAAAAACUCCACCGAAUUGAAUUUUAAAAAUAAAGAACCCAAAACAUAUAUACAAACUGACAAAGCGGUCUAUAAGCCAGGUGAUUUAGUACAAUAUCGCAUUGUUGUAUUGGAUGAAAACACAAGACCCGCAAAAUUAGAAAAGCCUCUGAGAUUAGGCUUUAAAGAUGGUGCCGGCAACUUUAUUAAGCAAAUAAAAGACAUCAAAUUGACAAAAGGUGUUUACACCGGAGAGUUUCAAUUAUCCGAACAACCGGUUUUGGGUGAAUGGAUGAUGCAGGUUAAUUUGGGCCCCAAUGAAGAUGAUACUAGAACUGAGAAGAAAUUUGAAGUGGCCAAAUAUGUGUUGCCCAAAUUCAGUGUCGAGAUAGAGACUGCUAAGGAUAUUUCCUAUGAGGAUGCUCUGAAAAUUACAGUACGUUCCAAGUACACUUACGGUAAACCGGUUAAGGGUCAAGCUACCAUUACAGUGGAUGCCAAUAAUGGACAAUCGAAGUCGGAGAAAAUCAUCGAAGUAGAUGGCAAAGCCCAUGUAGAAUUCGAUUUAAAAAAAGAUCUGGAUUAUGCAUUUCCCGAAUAUAAUAAUCGUUUUGGCUACUAUUCGUACACACCGCCAAUCAAUAUCUUGGCUGUCAUGUCAGAAGAAUACACAGGCAAUAAACAAAAUAAAACCACUACUGUCAAUUUACAUCGUUCACGCUACAACGUUGAGGUGCCUCAAAAUGUUUAUCAAUAUGUGGCCAAUAAACCAUUCGAAUUAAAGGCAUUUGUGAAAAAUCUUGAUGGUUCACCCGUGCAGGAUGGCAAGCAUAUGGCUAAACUAACGAUCGGUAAAAGUCGUCGAUACUACAAUGACAAUGCAGAGGCAGAAGAAAUAGACUUUGAGUUUACUAGUCAACCCGAUAAAAAUGGUAUGGCUGUGUUUAAGGUGACUAUACCUUCGGUAGGUUACUACUACAAUGUGAAAUUGACAUAUGCCGAUCAAAUGAAAUACCUUCCCAGUUUGACUGGUAAGGAAAAGGAUGAGAACGAUGACAAAGACAUUGAAGUUAAAGAUGGUGAAGAAGACGUGGGACCCUUGAAGUUGGUUAAGAAAACGGAAAAACUUCAACUAGAUCAAGAUGUUGUAAUCGAUGUGAAAUCUAAUAAAAAUAUUCCCUAUUACGUCUAUGCCAUAGUAGCCCGUGGCAACAUUAUCAAACAGGAACAUGUUAAGGUGCCGGAAAAUGUCAAGUCUCAUGAAAUCAAAUUUAAACCUUCAUUUGAAAUGGUACCCGAGUCACAUUUAUAUGUUUAUUUCGUGCUUGAUGGCGAUUUGAAGUUUCAAGAAAUUUCACUUAAUUUUCCCAAAGAAUUUCUAAAUAAAAUUGAAAUUACUGCCCCCAAACAAGCUAAGCCAAGUGAAGAGGUUACAUUGAACAUUAAAACUGAUCCAGAUUCAUUUGUGGGUCUUUUGGGUGUAGAUCAAAGUGUCCUAUUGCUGCAAUCAGGCAACGAUUUGGAUUCCAACAAAAUAAUUAACGAUUUAAGUACCUACGAUACUACAACACCUUACAUUAGGGGUUAUGGCACCUAUCCGGGUAAAGCGUCAGGUUUGAUUACCCAAACCAAUGCCAAUUAUCCUUAUUCCACCGCAGACUUUUCAGAAAUGCUAUACUAUGCCUUUGAAGAUAGGUCAUCUUUUGAAUUUAUUCAGCCACGAUUUUCAUCCAAUUCGCGACCUCGCGUAUUAUACCUAUCAAGUGCCGGAGAUAAUCACCAAAAAAUUAACCACAUGAGUCAUAUUCCUACACGAACUACGUCAUCUGCUGCAAACGUUGUAACAAAAGUGCGCAAAAUGUUUAUUGAAAAUUGGAUUUUUAAUAAUUUGAACAACACUGAUAAAAAUGGUUUGGCUACUCUUACCAAAAACAUACCCGACACCAUAACUUCUUGGGUGGUAACCGGCUUUUCAUUGAACGACAAAACCGGCUUUGGCAUGGUGGCAAAUCCCACAAACAUCGAAGUAUUCCAACCCUUCUUUGUGAGCACUAAUUUGCCAUAUUCCGUUAAGCGUGGUGAGGUGAUAUCCAUACCCAUAGUUGUCUUCAAUUACAUGGACAAAGCUUUGGAUGCUGAAGUUACUAUGGAAAAUACCGAUGACGAAUAUGAUUUCACUGAAGUCUCCAAUGAAAUUGAGGAAUUGGUUUUGGAGGAGAAGCAACGUAAGAAAACAGUAACAGUGGCCUCGAACAGCGGCAAGAGUGUAUCAUUCAUGAUCCGUCCCAACAAAGUGGGAGAAAUCACAUUGAAAAUUAAAGCCAUAACACCCUUGGCUGGUGAUGCCAUACAUCAAAAGCUCAAAGUUGAACCAGAAGGUAUUACUCAGUAUGAAAAUCAAGCCAUAUUUAUAACACCAGCUGCUUCUAAAGAACCCAUUAAGGAAACCCUUAAGGCAGCUAUACCCAAAGAUGCGGUUUUGGACUCGGAAUAUUUGGAAUUUUCUGUGGUUGGCGACAUCUUAGGUCCCACCAUUAAGAAUAUCGACAAAUUGGUGCGCAAACCGUACGGCUGUGGUGAACAGAAUAUGGUCAACUUUGUGCCCAAUAUACUGGUGUUGCAUUAUUUGGAUGCUAUUAACCGUGAUAUGCCAACAGUAGUUCAAAAGGCCAAAAAUUACAUGGAAGUUGGUUAUCAACGCGAAUUGACCUAUAAGCAUAAGAAUGGAGCCUACAGUGCUUUCGGCGAGGGCCACAGUGAACCAAACAGUUGGCUCACAGCUUAUGUGGCACGUUCCUUUAUACAGGCUAGAAAAUACAUUACCAUUGACACGGACGUCAUUGAUCAAGCUUUGGAAUAUGUAGUAUCGAAUCAAGAGAAGAGCGGUCAAUUUAAACAGACCGGCCGUUUAUUCCAUCCAGCUCAUCAGAACGAUGUUGGCUUUACGGCAUUUUCAUUGCAAGCUCUUUUGGAGGACAUGGACUACUCCAACAAAUACAAACCCGAAAUCGAAAUGGGUAUUAAGUACUUGGUAGAUAAUAUUGACAAGGAGGAUGACACCUAUGCUCUGGCUCUAUCGCUUGUGGUCUUAAAGAAAGUACAACAUCCUAGUGCCGGCAAACUUAUGGAAAAACUAGAAAAAUUAGCUCAUGAGGAGAAUGGUCUUAAAUGGUGGACGAAUUCAGCAAAGGAUCAUAGUAAUGAUAUCGAAAUAACGGCUUAUAUAUUGGAAGCUUAUGUGUACAGCGAACCAGCUGGAAAACUAUUGCCCAUUAUUAAAUGGUUGAUAGGUAAUCGUAAUAGCAUGGGAGGCUUCGAUUCAACACAAGAUACAGUUGUGGGUCUACAAGCCCUCAUCAAUUUUGCUGAAAAGUAUAUUACUGCUGGUGAUGGUAAAAUGACAAUUAAAUUCGAGGCUCAAGAUGGCGAAGGAAAAGAAACAACUAAAGGUAGUUUCUCGGUGGAUAAGGAGAAUUCGUUGAUUUUACAAACCCAUGUGCUUCCCAAAUCAUCGCGCCAAAUAACUUUGGAAGCCAAUGGUGAAGGCUCAUCGCUCGUACAAUUAUCCUACCGCUACAAUUUAGCCACCAAAGAUGACAAACCUAGUUUCAGCAUCAAGCACACAAUUCAAUCAACUCCCUAUCCCAGUCUAUUGAAAAUGGAUGUUUGCGCCGACUUUGUUCCUGGAGCUAAGAGUGACAUCAAAGAAUCAAACAUGGCCAUUAUGGAGGUAUAUCUGCCAUCUGGUUUUACCGCCGAUGCAGAUAAAUUCGAUGCCAUACGUCAAGCCAAACAAGUGCAACGCGUUGAAACUAAAAAUUCCGAUACGGCCAUUAUAAUCUAUUUCGAUUUUCUUACGGCUGGUGAAGAGGUUUGCUUUGAAGUGAAUGCAGAGAAGACUCAUGCCGUGGCCAAGCAAAAGCCAGCUGCCAUCACUAUGUAUGACUACUAUAAUUCAGAACAACGCGCCACUGUAUACUAUGAAGUGAAGUCAUCGUUGUGUGAUAUUUGCGAAAAGGAAGAAUGUGGCAAAGGCUGUGACAAUAGAGCAGCCAAUAAAUUCUAAUGAAUUAUUUAAAAUAUAUUUUUAAUUAAAUUCUCAAUUUAUUCCCUAAAUUUAUACAUAUUGUUAUGAUAUAAAAUAUUAAUAUGAUAUAAAUGCAUAAAGUAAAAUUAAAA
Messenger RNA from Calliphora vicina (urban bluebottle blowfly), 4654 nucleotides. Its product is annotated as thioester-containing protein 1 allele S3-like. Lineage: Eukaryota; Metazoa; Arthropoda; Insecta; Diptera; Calliphoridae. The record is from RefSeq and is a predicted model, not a curated record. The coding region runs from base 192 to 4541 and encodes 1449 amino acids. Gene Ontology annotation, cellular component: extracellular region. Gene Ontology annotation, molecular function: endopeptidase inhibitor activity. The transcript is spliced from 8 exons.